This is a messenger RNA of Saccostrea echinata, 1752 nucleotides long. Its product is annotated as BTB/POZ domain-containing protein 6-B-like. Lineage: Eukaryota; Metazoa; Mollusca; Bivalvia; Ostreida; Ostreidae. The record is from RefSeq and is a predicted model, not a curated record. The transcript has 3 exons. Gene Ontology annotation, cellular component: cytosol. Gene Ontology annotation, biological process: neurogenesis. Gene Ontology annotation, molecular function: protein binding. The coding region runs from base 97 to 1584 and encodes 495 amino acids.
AAGCACCUGCACCAGCAGUUGUCGUUCAUAGUUGUGACGUCAUGUAAAGAAAAAAAAAAUAUGUUGGUGCAGUUUUGGACUCUUUGAAACUUUGAGAUGGAUCGCCCACAGAAAAAUGAACCUAAAAGUUGUCUAAAACAAAACAGAGAGUUCUCAGACGAUGAAGUCAACCAAGAAGUGCCACAAAACUUUGUUGUUGGUAAAUUAACAAAUGUGCAACGUCCUGUUCGCCAGAAAGAAACAUCAUGGCAGAUUCCUCUCUCACCCCCUCCCCAACUGCCAACGGCUAAGGUUUCAGAGGAGUUUAACUGGCAAGCUACCCUUCCUACAGUGAGGGAAAGGAAUGCCGUAAUGUUUAACAAUCCUCUGAUGGCUGAUGUCCAUUUCCUUGUUGGGACCAGUCCAAAUCAGCAGCGAAUACCAGCACAUAAAUAUAUCCUUGCCACAGGGAGCUCAGUUUUCUUUGCAAUGUUUUAUGGGGGUCUGGCCAAUCAAACUGGAGAUAUUGAAAUUCCUGAUGUAGAACCAGGAGCUUUUCUGAAUUUACUGAGAUACAUCUACUGUGAUGAAAUUCAGUUGGAGCCUGACAAUGUUUUGGCAACUUUAUAUGCAGCUAAAAAGUACAUUGUGCCACAUCUAGCAAAAUCCUGUGUGCGUUUCUUGGAAACUAGUCUUAGUGCCAGAAAUGCUUGUAUUCUUCUGAGCCAGGGAAGACUAUUUGAGGAGCAGGAACUAAUGCAUCGGUGUUGGGAGGUCAUUGAUGCACAGGCUGAAGAGGCUCUUCAUUCUGAUAGUUUUUGUGAAAUUGACAUUAAUACCCUUAAAACGGUCCUUAGUCGAGAAACCCUAAAUGCUCGAGAAAUAUCUGUGUUCACUGCUGCCUGUAAGUGGGCAGAGGCUGAGUGUAAUCGAACAAAUCUCGAAACCACUCCGGAAAACAAACGUAAAGUGUUAGGGGAUGCUCUAUAUCUCAUUAGAAUGCCCACUAUGGGUUUGGAAGAGUAUGCCAAUGGACCUUCUCAAUCUGGUAUACUGACUUUACAGGAAGCAAACGAUAUCUUCCUUCACUAUCUGGCUAGAAAUAAACCUGAAUUAAAAUUCAUCAAGAAAUCUCGUUCUGGACUUACACCAUUUAAAUGCCACCGAUUUCAGUCGUCAGCUUACAGGAGUAACCAGUGGAGGUAUAGAGGGCGCUGUGACAGUAUUCAGUUUGCCGUUGACACACGUAUUUUUGUAGCAGGCUUUGGUUUGUAUGGAUCCAGUAAUGGUGCAGCAGAGUAUCAAGUUAAAAUUGAAUUAAAGAAAAACGGAAUUAUUCUUGGUCACACGUACAAAAAGUUCUUCUCAGAUGGAUCAAGCAAUACUUUUGCAGUUUUGUUUGAAAAUCCAAUUCAGAUAGAACCUGACACUUUCUACACUGCUAGUGCCGUGUUGGACGGAGUGGAGCUGAGUUACUUCGGUCAGGAAGGACUAACGGAAGUUCAAUGUGGAAAAGUCACAUUUCAAUUUCAGUGUUCAUCAGACAGUACAAAUGGGACCGGUGUUCAAGGAGGACAGAUCCCAGAAAUCAUCUUCUACAGCUGAUGUCAUUAGCUUAGCUGCUUUGUCCAUGGAUUUCAUCAUGUCACUAGUAUAUUCAUUAUCAUAUGCCAUUCAUGAAUGAAUCAGUAACAAUUUUGGGUUCCUUGUGUAUUAAUAUUUUCAGAAUUUUGUUAGAAUGAUUUCAAUAAAAUUUUCCAUAUGUGUACUGUU